This is a messenger RNA of Psammomys obesus (fat sand rat), 333 nucleotides long. Its product is annotated as 60S ribosomal protein L7a-like. Bases 1 to 333 code for a protein of 110 amino acids. NCBI's taxonomy places the organism in Eukaryota, Metazoa, Chordata, Mammalia, Rodentia, Muridae. The record is from RefSeq and is a predicted model, not a curated record. The transcript has a single exon.
AUGCCCAAAAGAAGAAAGGCCAAUGGGAAGAAGGUGGCCCUGGCCCAUACUGUCGUGAAGAAACAGGAGGCUAAAAAGGUGGUCAAUCCUUUGUUUGAGGAAAGGCCCAAGAACUUCAGCAUUGGGCAGGAUAUCCAGCCUCAAAGAGAUCUCACGCGCUUCCUCAAAUGGCCCCACUACAUUAGGCUGCAGCGGCAAAGGGCCAUCCUCUCUAAGUGGCUCGAAGUACCUCCUGCCAUUAACCAGUUCACCCAGGCCUUGGACCAGCAAAUAGCUACGCAGAUGCUUAAGCUUCCCCACAAGUACAGGCCAGAGACAAAGCAGCAGCAGUAG